Nasonia vitripennis (jewel wasp) is the source of this 4676-nucleotide messenger RNA. RefSeq names its product cleavage and polyadenylation specificity factor subunit 1 (gene CPSF1). The transcript has 21 exons. NCBI's taxonomy places the organism in Eukaryota, Metazoa, Arthropoda, Insecta, Hymenoptera, Pteromalidae. The record is from RefSeq and is a predicted model, not a curated record. Gene Ontology annotation, molecular function: protein binding; nucleic acid binding. Gene Ontology annotation, cellular component: nucleus; mRNA cleavage and polyadenylation specificity factor complex. Bases 311 to 4558 code for a protein of 1415 amino acids.
GUAAAUAUUGUUCACCUCUCAUCUUGCACUAACUUUAAACUUGUGAUCUUCUGAAUGUACCUAUUUUCCCGUAUCUCAGCAUCUGUACGGCAUAUCGUAUGAUUUAUGAAGCCUCCCAGCUCCCACUCCAUGCCACUACAAUGUUCCGAUUGGACAUGAGGGAUAUACAACAUCGCCAAUAAGUGCACAGCGCUUCGCUGGAUGGCCAGAAGGUGAGGACGUGAGGCGAGUGUGUGCCGCUUUUUCUUUCGAGUGAGCACUAGGUUAGGACGUCGCACGACACCGACUCGUUGUUUACAACGAGGCAGAAAUGUAUUCGAUUAGCAAAACUACCCACCCUGCAACUGGAGUGGAACACGCGAUAACAUGCAACUUCUUCAAUCGAGCCGAAAAAUGUCUUGUUGUUGCCGGAGCAAACAUCAUUCGUGUCUUUCGUUUAAUCCCCGACGUCGAUCCAGGGAAGAAAGAAAAGUUUACAGAGUCACGGCCUCCAAAAAUGAGACUAGAGUGUCUUGCACAAUACACUUUACAUGGAAAUGUCAUGUCGAUGCAAGCAGUACAACUAAUUGGUUCACCCAGAGAUUCGCUACUUCUGAGCUUCAGAGAAGCCAAAUUAUCAGUUGUAGAAUAUGAUCCUGAAAUUCAUAGCCUUAGAACAGUUUCGUUACAUUAUUUUGAAGAAGAAGAAAUCAAAGAUGGUUGGACAAAUCAUCACCAUGUACCUAUAGUCAGAGUAGAUCCAGAAGGAAGGUGUGCUGUAAUGUUAAUUUAUGGUAGAAAACUGGUUGUUUUACCAUUUCGUAAGGAUCCAAUCUUGGAUGAAGGAGAUUUAAUAGAAAAUCCAAAAUCAUCCUCACAUAAAACCCCUAUUUUAUCAUCAUACAUGAUUGUAUUAAAAUCGUUAGAAGAGAAAAUGGACAAUAUUAUUGACUUGCAAUUCUUGCAUGGAUAUUAUGAACCAACUUUAUUAAUUCUUUAUGAACCAGUAAGAACGUUUGCAGGACGAAUAGCUGUACGACAAGAUACUUGUGCAAUGGUAGCAAUAUCAUUGAAUAUCCAACAAAAAGUGCAUCCAAUCAUUUGGUCUGUAUCAAAUUUACCAUUUGAUUGUUAUCAAGCGGUGGCAGUAAAGAAACCUCUUGGAGGCACACUAAUAAUGGCUGUGAAUUCAUUGAUUUAUUUAAAUCAAAGUAUUCCACCUUAUGGUGUAUCUUUAAACAGUUUAACUGAUAACUGUACAAAUUUUCCUCUAAAACCUCAAGAAGGUGUAAAAAUAAGCCUAGAAAGUUCUCAAGUUGCAUUUAUUUCACCUGAUCGAUUAGUAAUAUCUUUAAAAACUGGUGAAUUGUAUGUACUAUCUCUAUUUGCGGAUAGCAUGAGGUCUGUGAGAGGCUUUCACUUUGAUAAGGCAGCUGCUAGUGUGUUAACGUCUUGUGUUUGCUUGUGUGAUGAUAAUUAUUUAUUUCUUGGAUCACGACUUGGUAACUCCUUAUUAUUAAGAUUUACUGAAAAAGAAUCGGAAAAAAUAAAUGACAUUUCAAUGUUAGAAAUGUCUUUGAAUAGCUCUAAUAGUCAAGAACAACCAACAAAAAAAAUCAAGCUGGAUUAUUUGGAAGAUUGGAUGGCAUCUGAUGUAUUAGAUAUUAAGGACCCUGAAGAAUUAGAAGUGUAUGGUAGCGAAACACAAACCUCUAUCCAAAUCACAUCUUACAUUUUUGAGGUAUGCGACAGUUUGUUAAAUAUCGGACCUUGUGGUAACAUUUCCAUGGGUGAGCCAGCAUUUUUGUCAGAAGAAUUUUCGAAUAACUCAGAACCUGAUGUAGAAUUAGUUACAACUUCUGGCUAUGGAAAAAAUGGCGCUCUUUGUGUUCUUCAACGGUCCAUUCGACCGCAGGUUAUAACGACAUUUGAUUUACCAGGAUACGAAAAUAUUUGGACAGUCAUUGAUUCAACAGUUAGUGAUAAUCGAGCAAAAACGGAAACUGAAGGAACUCAUGGAUUUUUAAUUUUAACACAAGAUGACUCUACAAUGGUUCUUCAAACUGGACAAGAAAUCAACGAAGUCGUUGAUCAGAGUGGAUUUAGUACGCAAGGUACAACAAUAUUUGCUGGAAAUUUGGGUUCAAAUAGAUACAUUAUUCAAGUUACACAAAUGGGUGUUCGAUUGUUGCAGGGUUUAGAACAAAUUCAACACAUGCCAAUGGAUUUGGGUUGUCCUAUCGUACAUGCUAGUUGUGCUGAUCCAUAUGUUAGUUUACUUUCGGAAGAUGGACAAGUUGUACUUUUAACGUUAAGAGAAGGAAGGGGUACGGCACGGCUACAUGCUCAAGCUGUAAAUUUAAUGUUUCGUCCACAAAUAGAAGCGGUAUGCGCUUACAGAGAUGUUAGUGGUUUAUUCACAACUAUUUUACCCGAGGACGUUGAUGAAGAAGCAUUUGACAAUGACAGUUCAGAUGAACCACAGAUAAUUGAAAAUCCAGAUAAUGAAGACGACUUACUUUACGGUGAUACACAGACAUUUCAAAUGCCAGCAAUACCAGUGGUUAAACCUCAGGAAACCCCUACAAAAAAGCCUCCUUGGUGGCAACAGUAUUUACAAGAAAUAAAACCAACUUAUUGGUUGUUUGUAUAUAGAGAUAAUGGAACAUUAGAAGUAUAUUCAUUACCAGAACUACGUCUGUCAUACCUAAUAAAAAAUUUUGGUUUUGGUCAGAAUAUAUUACAUGAUAGCAUGGAAUUCACAACAAUUCAAGGGUCACAACAAAACGAACCUGUAAAUCCCGAAGUUCAGGUUCGUGAGAUCGCCGUAGUAGCUUUAGGACAUCACGGAAACAGACCAAUGCUUUUAGUUAGGCUAGAUAGUGAAUUACAAAUCUAUCAAGUGUAUAGAUAUCCUAAAGGUCACUUAAAAUUACGUUUCAAAAAAAUAGAUCAUAACUUUAUUGUAGGAUUUUCAAGAAUAGGACCAAAGGAAGAAGAUAUGCCCUCGAUGAACGAUACGCGACUAUGUAUGAUGCGUUACUUUAGCAACAUCGCUGGUUACAAUGGAGUAUUUAUUGGUGGAGAUUAUCCUCAUUGGAUAUUUUUAACUGGAAGAGGAGAGUUGCGGGCACAUCCAAUGAAUAUCGAUGGACCUGUGAAGUCAUUCGCGCCAUUUAACAACGUUAACUGUCCUCAAGGCUUUUUGUACUUCAAUAGAAAGGACGAAUUAAGAAUCUGCGUUUUACCUACUCAUUUGUCUUAUGAUGCACCUUGGCCAGUUCGAAAAGUACCACUACGCUGUACACCUCAUUUUGUAACAUACCAUCUUGAAAGCAAAACUUAUUGCGUAGUAACAAGUACAGCAGAACCAUUAAAGAGUUAUUAUAGGUUUAAUGGAGAAGAUAAGGAGUUUACUGAAGAAGAAAGAAACGAAAGAUUUUUAUACCCAACUCAGGAACAAUUCAGCAUAGUAUUAUUUUCUCCCGUUUCAUGGGAUACCAUUCCAAAUACAAAAAUUGAUUUAGAUCAAUGGGAACACGUCACAUGUUUGAAAAAUGUUUCGUUAGCUUAUGAAGGUACAAGAUCCGGCCUGAAGGGCUACAUUGUAAUUGGGACAAACUAUAAUUAUGGAGAAGAUAUCACUAGUAGGGGUCGGAUAUUUAUAUUCGACAUUAUUGAAGUCGUACCUGAACCUGGCCAACCACUUACCAAAAAUAGAUUUAAACAAAUUUAUGCAAAGGAACAAAAAGGACCUGUAACUGCCAUAACUCAAGUUUCUGGCUUUUUAGUUUCCGCAAUCGGACAAAAGAUUUAUAUUUGGCAAUUAAAAGAUAAUGAUUUAGUAGGUGUUGCAUUUAUUGAUACUCAAAUUUACGUAUGUCAAAUGCUUAGUAUUAAAAGUUUGAUUCUGGUCGCCGAUGUUUAUAAGUCUGUAAGUUUGUUAAGGUUCCAACCAGAAUACAAAACUCUUUCUCUUGUUAGUCGAGAUUUUCGAACAACAGAAAUUUAUGCAAUUGAAUAUUUUAUACAAAAUAAUGAAUUAGGAUUCAUUGUAGCUGAUGGUGAAAGUAACAUUUCAAUAUUUUCAUACCAACCCGAAUCCUCUCAAAGUCUUGGAGGGCAAAAAUUAAUUAGGAAAGCAGAUAUACAUUUAGGUCAAAAAAUAAAUACAUUUUUCCGAAUAAAAUGCAAAACAACUGAUUCAGCUAAUCCAACUAAACAAUUUUCGGGUGCUGAUAAAAGACACGUAACAAUGUAUGCAACAUUGGAUGGAAGUCUUGGUUAUAUACUUCCGGUACCUGAGAAAACGUACCGACGAUUACUUAUGUUACAAAACGUUUUAGUCAGUCAUAUUUAUCAUAUAGCAGGAUUGAAUCCUAAAGCCUUUAGAACAUACAAAAGUUGUGUUAGAAUGCAAGGUAAUCCUGCAAGAGGAAUCAUUGAUGGAGACCUAGUGAGAAAAUAUCUUGAUUUGCCAGUAAAUGAGAAAAUUGAAAUUGCCAAAAAAAUUGGAACCGGUGCCCAAGAAAUCAUGGAUGACAUGCAUGAAAUUUAUAAACAAACGUCGCAUUUUUAACAACAAUUUAGAAAAAUAAUUACGUUUAAUUUUGUAAAUAUAAUUUUGGAUGUACAUUGAUGCAUAAGUAUAAGCAUAUCAUGCGAUUUUUAAAUAAAAACAACAUUUUUUAUUCGUA